Messenger RNA from Macrosiphum euphorbiae (potato aphid), 666 nucleotides. The record is from the annotation of a GenBank genome assembly. NCBI's taxonomy places the organism in Eukaryota, Metazoa, Arthropoda, Insecta, Hemiptera, Aphididae.
AUGUCUUCUCGUUUUUUUUGCCCGACCCGAUCAGAUUUUUUUUCGACGUCGGGCGACGGGUCGCCGACUUUUUGUCGGAGCACCGAAGUCGCUCAACUUUUCGUCGAAACGCCGGUUUUCGACGUGUUUUCGGCGUUUCGACGUCCGAUCGGACGGAACGUGUCGGCACCGUCGACAGCGUCCGGGGAGGGGAUACGGCCGUUGCCGAAGGCGCCCGAUGCCCGGCUCUGGUUUUUGACGUACUCGCCGAGUCUACGUCGUGCGCGUGCGCGUCAAAAAAAAUCACGGGUUUCAGAAAAUGUCUUCUCGUUUUAUUUCCCGACCCGAUCGGAUUUUUUUUCGACGUCGGGCGACGCGUCGCCGACUUUUUGUCGAAACAUCGGGGACAAGUCGCCGACUUAUCGUCGAAACGCCGGUUUUCGACGUAUUUCCGACGUUUCAGCAUCCGAAGCCGAUCUCUGCCCGUUACGAGCGCUCGGAGACCGAGAACGUGUCGCGAAGUUCCAAACACUUAGAAAAUAUUCGGGUGUUUUUUUUUCGAGGUUCGGUCAACGGUCAAAAAAAAUUUUCGAGCGUUUCGGAAACACUUGGAAAAAAUACGACCCGGAGACCGACGUACGGUCUCCCGGGACUCUGAACGCGUCGCGCCGUUCCAAACACUUUUAA